AGAAAAGUCGCUGGAAUUCUAUCUCGAUCCCAAGCCUGCGGCCUACCAUCGCUCUGACAGCUUAUCUGCCUUACCCCCAUUGCCCGACCACAGUGGAUGAGCCAACACAGCCACCACCUCUGCGAAAUCUUAUAGCACCAUUCGAUCACCCCUGAAGUACCAGCACAGCUUCACAGACCUCACUCCGUCGCCUGCAAUUGUCGUUGCUUGUGCUGUGAUCGCAGAUUCUCGCUUACGUUGAAGCAAAAUGGCGUCCAUAGCAGCUGCCGUCUCUGUGCCCACCUUCACUGGCCUCAAGGCUGAGACCAGGGCCGCCCCGGCCAAGGUUUCCACCAACACCGUGGUGCGCAUGGCGCCCGUCAGGGCUUCGGUCAGGAGCGAUGCCAUGGAGACUGUUGGCAAGGCUCUCCUCGCCGCAUCCAGCUCGCUGUUGCUGGUGGCGUCCGCAAACGCUGUCACUGUGAAGAUGGGAGCAGACGAUGGUGGCCUUGGUUUCUACCCCAGCAACGUGACCGUGGCUGCUGGAGAGGCCGUUACCUUCGUCAACAACAAGGCAUUCCCCCACAACGUCGUGUUCGACGAGGAUGCCGUUCCCGCGGGUGUCAAGGUUGAGGAACUCAACCAUGAGGAUUACUUGAACGCACCUAAUGAGCAGUUCGACAUCGUGUUCAAGACUGCCGGCACUUACGAGUACUACUGCGAGCCCCACCAGGGUGCUGGCAUGAAGGGUUCCAUCACCGUUUCAUAGAGAUGUUCUCAGUCGUCGUCGACUACCACGGCAUUUUUGGCUAUGGCAUCGAAUUGCGGAUGGCGUAGUUCUGAUAUUGUGGGUUAUUACUGGGAGUAGUUAAUCACCCUGCGGUUGGCUUGUAAUGAGGGCGACCUGAUUCUUACUCGAUGUAGACAGGGUGUGUUUAUGGCGUUAUUUCUUUUUAUUACCUUGUUCUAAUCAAUUUGAACAAGGUGUUACAUUAGAGAACUGAUUCUCUGCGUCAAUCUGUAGUCAUCUUGUUGAAUUGCUCGUCCUUCAAUGUCAGGAAUUAAGGGUUGUGUGAUUGCAUUCGCAAACCGUGUUCAUCUGGA
Molecule: messenger RNA, 1083 nt
Organism: Physcomitrium patens
Lineage: Eukaryota; Viridiplantae; Streptophyta; Bryopsida; Funariales; Funariaceae
Product: plastocyanin, chloroplastic
Cellular component (GO): chloroplast thylakoid lumen
Molecular function (GO): copper ion binding
Source: RefSeq, a predicted model, not a curated record